UACCAAAAAAAAAAAAUUAAACAUUUAUCUGAAAUAUAUUGCAUAACUAGGGUUUAUCACACAACAUCAAAUUAGACGCUUCGUUCUCAAGCGGCGUGCACAACUAGAUUUAUGUCACAGCAUCAAAUUCCUUCAUUUGAAAGAGGCGCCAGUAUAAAGCAAAAAUGGGAGUUGACUGCAUCGCAGAACACAGAAGUUGCAGAAAUUGGAAUCGAUUAAUAGGUAUGCAUUUAAAUGCCAUAAAAAAUCUGAAGCUGGAAGGGAUAUCGUCUACCCUGUAUGUGAUUGCUUAUCACCAUAUUUACGGUACUUUUGCCACUGGUAGUUGUAAUGGCGAUGUUAAUUUCUGGGAUGGUAACAACAAAAAAAGGUUGUAUCAGUUAAAUAUUUGUUCACGUGCCUUUUGUUUCUAUCACUAUUUAUCUGAAAGACUGACUGAUAAACUGAUUGAUUUUACCGGACCACCUGCUGUACCCUAAAUAUCCUUCCAGCGUUGCAUCAUCAUCAUUUACCAGAGAUGGUAAACUCUUGGUUGUCGCAUCAAGUUAUACAUUUAAAGAGGGAGAAAAUCUGUUAGAAUGGACUUAUCUCAUCUUAUCUUAGCUCCUUUUAUUUUGUAAAAUUUCCUCAUCUAGAUAUCACUUUAUCAUGAACAUGAAGGCUUAACUAUGGUUUACC
Messenger RNA from Capsicum annuum, 678 nucleotides. RefSeq lists its product as uncharacterized. NCBI's taxonomy places the organism in Eukaryota, Viridiplantae, Streptophyta, Magnoliopsida, Solanales, Solanaceae. The record is from RefSeq and is a predicted model, not a curated record. Bases 165 to 479 code for a protein of 104 amino acids. Gene Ontology annotation, molecular function: protein binding. The transcript is spliced from 3 exons.